AUGCCUGGCAGCUUCGGAGGCCAGCAACCGCCCCAGCAACAAUCAGGCCGAUCAUCAUCAAACCGGUUACCGAACGGGAAGAUAGCCGCUGACGGUGCAUGGAGGACAGCAAAUAAUAGUUCCGGCUGGGCUUUCGGAGGUGGCAUCCCCAUGGGAGGUGCUGGAUUUCAGAGCCAGGCGCGACAGAUGGGUGGCAACGUCAGCUUUGCUCAGAGCUUAGGCGGGUCACAAGCUGCGACUUCCCUGGAUCCCUCGGAGUUCCCCUCGUUAUCAAACAGUUCGCAACAGAACACGGCGAACCAAGCGUCGAUGUGGUCGGUGGCCGGAUCCCGAAAUCCCAGCGGGGCUGUUCAGCGCAACCAGGGGACCUCGGUUUCCUCCCAACAAACGGAACAAGAUGAUUUAUUCAACCCUGGGGCAUCACGGAUGCCAUCCAACCAAGGAUUCGACUCGGUGCCCGCUCAGGCCCACAGAGGCAAUGGCCUUCUGAACGCACUCUCUGCAAACAGCCGAGCGAACGAAGCGCGGUCACCACCCGCAGUGGGGGCAUCUGAUCCUUCGCGGACGCAGGAUACCAAGCAGAAAUCUGCGCUGCUUCGAGACGGUGGCUUCAGCAACAAGACGUCUGCGGCAGGCGAAUCGACGACCCAACCAGCCGGUGGCGAGUUGCCCUUGGGUGUUGCGGGACACGAUGGCUCGGGCGAAUCGUUGAAGUUGCGCAAGACGCGCCAAUCACCGGACGCCGUCGACCCUCUUGCGGGCAUGGCGUCGGUGGACAAAUGGGGGAUAAAGGGCCUGCGGACACUGAUGAACAACUACCCCGACUUCCACGCAAUGGUGGUGGGAAUGGACCCAAACACACUCGGGCUCGACAUGACAUCCCAAGAACUCAUCUCCCCUCAGAUCUACUCCCUCUUCGACGACCAACCCCCCAGGCCGACAGUGACGUCCAGUAGGAUUCGGUUACCGGACUGUUACUGCGUCACCAACGUCCAGUCGAUCAACUCCAAAAUCCAAAGUUUCAACGAAGAGACUCUCUUCUGGAUAUUUUACAGCUGCCCAGCCGACACGAAGCAGCAACUGGCAGCAGUAGAAUUGCAUUCGCGGAACUGGCGGUGGCACAAGAAGCUCCAAGUUUGGCUUACCAAGGACGAGCACAUGACGCCCCAAAUUCUGAGUCAAAGCCACGAGCGAGGGUACUAUAUCGUGUGGGACACCAACAAUUGGCGGAAAGAUAGGAGAGAGUUCACGUUGCAUUACGUCGAGCUGGAUACGUCGUUGGGACAAGGAGCGUAG
Messenger RNA from Drechmeria coniospora, 1296 nucleotides. Its product is annotated as NOT2/NOT3/NOT5 family protein. NCBI's taxonomy places the organism in Eukaryota, Fungi, Ascomycota, Sordariomycetes, Hypocreales, Ophiocordycipitaceae. The coding region runs from base 1 to 1296 and encodes 431 amino acids. Gene Ontology annotation, biological process: nuclear-transcribed mRNA poly(A) tail shortening; regulation of DNA-templated transcription. The record is from RefSeq and is a predicted model, not a curated record. The transcript has 8 exons. Gene Ontology annotation, cellular component: CCR4-NOT core complex; P-body.